Messenger RNA from Owenia fusiformis, 983 nucleotides. NCBI's taxonomy places the organism in Eukaryota, Metazoa, Annelida, Polychaeta, Sabellida, Oweniidae. The record is from the annotation of a GenBank genome assembly.
ACAAAAGAACUGAACAACAGAACACAAUAUAAUUUAUCCAAUGACAUUAGAAGCUUAGAGCAUAUCCAGUUACAAUUACAACUGAAUUCAGAUCCAAAACGUACAUACAUAUGUAAAGAUGUAUGCUUCAUUAUAAAUUCAGAAUUUGUUAUCAGGUAAGGAUACUAAUUCAUAUUGCUUGCCAGUGAAAUAUUUUAAAAAUGGCGCUUCAAGUGAAUUGUGGGAAAAAAAUCUUGCGACUUGUAUUGCAGCAUGAACACCUGUCAAAGAAUAGGAUACAACUAUUGCAUAGAAUUCAAGCACACGGAUCAACUUACCCAGCAAAAAACUUAAAUUGUACUGCAAAAACUUUAAACAAUCCUGCAAAAGCAUUCCAAUGUAUUACAGGACUACAGUGCCACAAUACCAAAAUUAUUUGUUCAAGAAACUUUUCUACAACUACUCAAAAAUAUAACAGUGAUCAAAACGUUGAUAAUGAUGCUAAACAUGAAUUAGGAAAGAUGGAGCAGAAGCUAGCAAUUGUAUACACGUGCAAAGUGUGUCAAACAAGGUCGUCAAAAACUUUUGAUAAAUUAUCAUAUGAAAAAGGAGUUGUUAUAGUAACAUGUCCUGGUUGUAAUAGCCAUCAUUUAAUAGCAGACAACCUCGGUUGGUUCAAAGAUGUUAAAGGAAAAAACAUUGAGGAAGUCCUUGCUGAAAAGGGUGAAAAGGUACAAAGGAUAACUAAUGAUGGAACUUUGGAGGUAAAUCUGAGUAAAAACAAUGAAUGAUAUUGUACCAGUUGAAAUAAUUGAUUAUAAAAUAUGAAAAAGGUAAAAAGGAUAACAAAUGAUGGGAGUUUGGAGGUAAAUCUGAGUAAAAACAAUGAAUGAAAUUAUACCAGUUGAAAUAAUUGAUUAUAAAAUAUGAAAAGGUAAAAGGAUAACAAAUGAUUGGACUUUGGAGGUAAAUCUGAGUAAAAACAAUGAAUAAUAUUAUACUAG